AUGGCACCCAACAAGCGGUUUGCAUGUCGGUUCCCUCGGGCGCGUAUCAAGGCCAUCAUUCAGUCUGAUCCUGAGGUGGGGCGUGUGGCACCCGAGGCAUCGUUCAUCAUCUCCAAGGCCAUCGAGUUCUUCCUCGACGAUCUGGUCCAGUCGCUGGGGCGGAGGGCUCGUGCGAAGGGCCUAGCAUUUAUCAAGCCGUCACAUGUCAAGGCCAUGGUGGCAGAUCGUCCGCUUCUCGACUUUCUCCAGAGUACAGUCGAAGGCGCGCCUGAUGUAGACGACGAGGCGGAUGCAGAGGAGAUGGCCAAGGCGCAGGCCAAGGAGGCACGGGCAGCCAAGCGGGCGAGCAAGGCGGCGGCGCGGAAGAGACAUGAGGCUUCCGGCGCAGAGGCAGGAGUCAAGGCGGAAUCCACGUCCGGAAGCAAGCGCAAGGCUUCCGAGAGCGAGGAGGCGCGGCCGGUCAAGAUGCAGAAGGCUCUCUCCGGCGAGGGGUCUGCAGCAGGGCCAGUUCCGGUCCCGGUCCCGGUUCCGGUGCCGACAGCUGGAGGCACUGCGCCGCUGCCGCUGCCACUCCCGAUUCCGACAAGCGGAAGCGGAAGCGGGGUGGCGCUGGCGUCGCCGAGCGUGACGACGCCGCGGUUCGAGGACGUGAUGAAGGCCAGUGUGGCGGGUGGAGACGACGACGACGAGAGCGACUUUGACGAUGAUGAUGACGAGUAA
Messenger RNA from Thecamonas trahens ATCC 50062, 720 nucleotides. RefSeq lists its product as uncharacterized. The record is from RefSeq and is a predicted model, not a curated record. Gene Ontology annotation, biological process: regulation of DNA-templated transcription. Gene Ontology annotation, cellular component: nucleus. Gene Ontology annotation, molecular function: protein heterodimerization activity. The transcript is spliced from 2 exons. Bases 1 to 720 code for a protein of 239 amino acids. NCBI's taxonomy places the organism in Eukaryota, Apusomonadida, Apusomonadidae.